Messenger RNA from Leptosomus discolor (cuckoo roller), 604 nucleotides. The record is from RefSeq and is a predicted model, not a curated record. Lineage: Eukaryota; Metazoa; Chordata; Aves; Leptosomiformes; Leptosomidae.
GGAUUUUAUGGACCCCACGAUGGACAAUACCAAGCACAUUUUGAAUUACCUGAUGCCCAUCAUCGACCAGGUGAACCCUGAGGUGCACGACUUCAUGCAGAGUGCGGAGGUGGGCACCAUCUUUGCCCUCAGCUGGCUGAUCACCUGGUUCGGGCACGUUCUGUCCGACUUCAGGCACGUCGUGCGAUUAUAUGACUUCUUCCUGGCUUGCCACCCGCUGAUGCCCAUUUAUUUUGCUGCUGUGAUCGUGCUGUACCGCGAGCAGGAAGUUCUGGACUGCGAAUGCGACAUGGCCUCGGUCCACCACCUCCUGUCCCAAAUCCCGCAGGACCUUCCUUACGAGACCCUGAUCAGCAGAGCUGGGGACCUUUUUGUCCAGUUCCCACCCUCCGAACUGGCCCGGGAGGCGGCGCAGCAGCAGGCUGACCGGUCUUGCUUCCUCAUGAAGAUCUUCCUCCCUGGCGGGGGGACAGACCAGAGGGCCAACCCCUUUGGCAAGCUGGCGGUGAUGGGGCUGACGGUGGCGCUGGGAGCAGCUGCCCUGGCCGUGGUGAGGAGCGCGCUGGAGUGGGCCCCCAAGUUUGAACUGCAGAUCUUCCCCUGA